Brienomyrus brachyistius is the source of this 5390-nucleotide messenger RNA. RefSeq names its product Rho GTPase activating protein 4b (gene arhgap4b). The record is from RefSeq and is a predicted model, not a curated record. Lineage: Eukaryota; Metazoa; Chordata; Actinopteri; Osteoglossiformes; Mormyridae. Gene Ontology annotation, cellular component: cytoplasm. Gene Ontology annotation, biological process: negative regulation of cell migration; signal transduction. Gene Ontology annotation, molecular function: protein binding.
GAGGAGAGUGUGACAGAGAGAGGAGCCUGUGUCUCAGUGCAUCAGAGAGAGAGAGGGGGAGAGAGAGAGAGAGAGGCUGUUUUUGAAUGUGCGUCUUCAGAGAGGUAGAGUGUGAGCGAGAGACGCUGUUGAAUGUGAGGCUGGGGAAUCGAACCACUUCCAUGAAAUCCGUGUGACUGAAACACAGUGUGCUCUGUGUGCAAGGGGAGGGAGAGGGGGAGAGAGGGAGAGAGGCGAGAGAGGAGAGGAGAGGAAAGGAGCAGAGGAGGGCAGAGAAUGAGGCGCAGACAAUCAGCUUCUCUUAGGGACACAGAAGACGGAGGCAGGCAUCCAGGGGAAGUGGGAUCGGCAGACAUUUCCGUGCCGCCAUUCAUCUCGAUUCGACUAAUAAUCAGACGCUUCAGUUAGAUAUCAGAGCCGCCCGUUUUCAAGCUUCCAUCAAUGUCCCUUAGCCGCUUCAAAAGGAGGCACAUCUGAGCAAUUAGGACUCGAAACAGGUUAUUAGGUUUCAAGGAUCAGCAGCAGUAACUCAGAGCGCCGUCUGCUGUGAAAAGGGAUUCUGUUAGCGCCGGACUUUGCCCCUAGUGGUGGGACGAUGACAUCGCACGGCAAGCUGAGGAAGGAGAGGGGCAGUCUGGCUGAGUAUGAGACUCAGAUCAAAGAGGUGCGCAGCCAGCUGUCCGAGCAGCUGAAGGUCCUGGACGCACAGGUGGAACAGAAGACGCAGCUGCUGCAGGACCUGAGUGACUAUCUGCGCAGGCGUGGCGAGAUCGAGGGGGAGUAUGCGCGUUCGCUGGAGAAGCUGACCGAGAGGUUCACCGCCAAGAUCAAGAGGAAGGAGCAGAACGAGCAGUCCGUGGGCCAGUGCUGGUCUGUGCUCCUGACCCAGACCCGGCAGGAAAGCAAAGACCAUGGCGCCAUGGGCGAGUACUACAGCAACACCCUGACCCUGCGGCUCACGCACUGCGUGGAGGACACCCAGCGGCUCGCCAAGCGGAGUAAAGAAGUUGGUCUUCAGGUGCAGGACGAGCUCCUGAAGGUCACCAAUGAGCUGCAGACGAAUUUGAAGACCUACCAUCAGUACCAUACAGACUGCCUUGCAGCAGAGGGAAAGCUUAAAGAGGUCGGCAAAUCAGCUGACCUAGGACCGGGCCAAUCAGGGGGCCAGAGGAGAAGCUCUGUGAAAAAAAUGGAAAGACUACUGGAAAAGAGACAAGGGAAGGUGCAGGAGACACAACUGAAAUGCACCAAAGCCCGCAAUGACUACCUUCUCAACCUGUCUGCCGCCAACGCCUCCAUGAACAAAUAUUAUCUGGAGGACAUCUGUACCAUUAUCGACUGCACUGACCUGGGCUACCACCUCUCGCUGUCUCGGGUGUUGCGUGGCUUCCUGACCAGCCGGUACAGAGCCCAGCAGAACCUGAAGACGGGGCUUCAGCAAUUGGACGCGGCGAUGACGGCCCUGAACCAGGCCCAGGACAGGGAUGCCCUCCUGCAGGCUCACAACACCACCUUCUGCCUGCCCUUCCGCUUCCAGUUCCAGCCACACGAGGGGGACCCGGUGUGCGAGGUGAGUGCAGACUGCCAAGUUCGCUACGAGCUGGAUACCCGAUUUCAGCAGCUACAGUCCAGGCUCACGUCCAUCACCCUGGAGACCGAAGAGGUUAGCAAAACCCUGCGGGCGACGCAGACCUCGCUUCUAGACAGCAUCUGCGACGACGACUGCAACCUUUCACUUGACCCUUCAGCCUCCCAGCCACAAGAAGUCGCCGGUGAUGGACCUGGGACCAAACUCAGUUUGGCCAAGCGCCGGGCCAAUCAGCAGGAGACUGAGAUCUUCUAUUUUUCAAAAGUAAAAGACUAUCUCAGUGGCAGCUCCCUGAUGUCCAAACUUCAGGCCAAACACGACUUGCUUAAGGAAGCCACUCAGAAAGCUGAAGCAAUCGACAGCGACCCCUCCAGAGGGCACUCCAGUAGGUCAGUGCGUGCGCGGAAGGCUCGACCCUGCUCCCAGUACAACCACAAACUCUUCACGGGAGACAUACUGUCCUUCAUUCAGAGCACGGGACAGCAGAUCCCCCUGGUGGUGGAAAGCUGCAUCCGAUUCAUCAACCUUCACGGUCUGCACCAUGAGGGAAUCUUCCGGGUGCCCGGCUCUCAGAGCGAGGUGAACCAUAUCAGGGACGCCUUUGAGCGAGGGGAAGACCCCCUGACGGACGGCGAGUGCGACAUCGACUCUGUGGCCGGCGUGCUGAAGCUUUACUUCCGCGGCCUGGAGAAGCCGCUUUUCCCGGAGGAGAGCUUCAGCCAGCUCAUGGACUGCGUCCCAAUCGAGAACGUCAUGGAGCGGGUGGCCCAGAUCAGGGCGGUCAUCUCCACCUACCCCGGGCCGGUGGUCGUGGUCAUGAGAUACCUGUUCGCCUUCCUCAAUCAUGUGUCGCAGUACAGCGACGAGAACAUGAUGCAGCCCUACAACCUGGCGGUGUGCUUCGGGCCCAGCCUGCUGCGCAGCACCGAGAGCGGAGACGCUGUCACCCUGCAGCCGCAGAUCAAUGCGCUUGUGAAGACCCUCAUCGUGCAGCAUGAGAGCGUCUUCCCCGCACAGGCCGAGCUGCCGGGACCCAUGUACGAGAAGUGCAUGGCGCUCGAGCAGGAGUACUGUGAGCCGAUUGUGGAGGAGGGAGACGGGGAACCUGAGCCCCUGCACGGCGAGGAUGAGUGGGAUGCCGUCGCCAUGUUCGAUUACGUCGCCCGCUCAACCUCCGAACUGUCAUUCAAGCAGGGGGACCACCUGAUACUGCACAGCAAGGCCUCAUCUGAUUGGUGGAGGGGUGAAGUGGGUGGGGUCAAGGGCCUCAUCCCGCACAAAUACAUCAGUGUGUCUGAGGGGGUCGAGCGCAAGCUGGAGCGCGGAAGGAGAGAGGAUGGCAAAGGGGGCAGCACGGGAAACCUGGCAGAGGAGCAGCUGAUGGUGGAGCACAGCACCCGCCUCAGGGUGAACAGCGACAGCGCCUCCCUUCCCAACAGGCAGCGUGGUGGGGGUGGGGGGGGCAGCCCCGUGAGGAAGCUGACCCUGCAGCUGCCUGAGGGUCGCAUCAUCAUGCCACCGCCCUCCCCUGGCCAGGCACGACCCCCCAUGGUGUCCCAGGAAAGGAGGAACACUGUGGGGCAAGUGGGGGCAGAGAGGCAGACGCCGAUGGUGGAUAAGGAGGUCAGCCGCCAGAUGAACUCCGUCUUCAAGGAGCUCCUGUCUCGGCAGCUGCCCAACGAGGCCACUGUCACACCAACGUCACUGCCUGCCUCCUCGUCCUCCCGGCCCAUUCCCAAAAAGGGCGGCUUUGGCUUGAGGGGGAGAGGCCUGUUUAAGCCUGCUGACCAGCAGGAUUGAUGCAGCGGAUGGCCAGCAGGAGGCGGGAGUGGAUCUCGGGACUCGGGGUACAGCACAGACACGGGUGGACAACAGCUCUGAAGACACACAUUUUUGCAGAAUUACAGUCUUGAUGCAUCAUUUCCCGUUCAUCGCUCCUUCCCGCGUUCAGUAUGACGCUCUACAGUCCCUGUCACGUGCACGCCAUCGUCUCCGUCACGUGUACGCCAUCGUCUCUCAGUAGUGCUAUGGUGUAUUGUCACAAGAAGCUCACCGUCAAAGGGGUUUUUUCUGAGAUUCCUUGAAGGAGUAGCUCUUCACGCAGCGCUCUGUCAUGUCCUGUAAUUAUGUAUAUAACCGGAGAGAGAAGCAAGGAAAAAAACGGUUCCAAUAUUUCCGAUGAGGGAGCAGGGGGCUUGACUGUUAGUGCACAUCCACGUGUCCAUCCUAGCAGGCGAGCGUUUGAGACGAUCACUUGCACGGACGCAUCACCGGUGCAAAUCCCAGGUCCAUUUCGCGCGGCACAGCUCCAGUAGUGAGUCCCAGCCCAUUUAGCAGUUCAGUCGGUGUACAGAUAGAUCUGCCGGUUGGGAAAUGCAAUCAAAUGCUGUGCAAGCCUAUUUUAAACCAGUUAACAAGGCUAUUUGGUUUGAAACAGUAAUGUUAGCUCAGGGUGCAGACCAAGGUCUUCUCUCCAACACAAGGGAGACCCCUGAUGCCGCAGUGUUAAAGCCUGAUUAUAUGUGAAUUGUUAUUUUUUGUUCCAUUUAAUGGUAAUUUAAUGUUCUUUUUUUUGCUAAGCUUUUGUACCAUUCCCCUAAAAAAACCCACAGCUCUGGCUGGGAACGCUGAGCUGUCAUUCCUGUUCAAAGGAUGUUACUUUGGGUUUUUUUUCCCCCCAGGGUCAUAAAUGAGCUAUAAGUUUGAUGUUUCUGAUUCCAUGAGUAUCAUAUUAUAAAUAUGAAAUUUAUUUUGUUACAAAAAUAAUACCAUCACUCUGAAUCCAGUAAUCUUUUAUUUAACAGAACGGGAGCGUCGCUUGAUAAAAAUAAAAUCCAAUAUAUAUAUAUAUAUUUUUUUUUUUUGCAUAAGUAAUGGUGAAAACUUCCAAUCCUUAAAGCAGGGGUAGGGAACCUGAUCCAUGGAGAGCCGGUGCGGGUUUUUGGGAUGACCUCUCAGUCAGCCAAUAAUAAAGCAGCAAUUCUCAACUGCAGUCCUUGGAAUCCACUGUUAUUGGCUGAUUGAGAGGCCAUCCCAAAAACCCGCACCGGCUCUCCAUGGAUCAGGUUCCCUACCCCUGCCUUAAAGCAAUCAAUGAAAUACAAAGUCCUGAAUGUACAGUGCAGAUAACGAGCAGGAUUUCCCCCUGAAACUGCACAGGACACGUCAAUUGAUUUAAUUGGUAAGCUGUCAUGGUAUCGGUCCUGUAUCCUGCUUUUAUGCGUAGCCUACAAAAAAAAACGAUGUUUGACCCAAAAGUGACGCCAAAGUAAAAUGUGGUCCAGUUUGUCAUAAAACAGUGGAACUAUCCCUUUAAGAAUGAACUUUUUUUUGUCAGUUCGGUGUGGAUGUGCAUCAGUAUACAUACAUGACAUGUGUUGCAUGGCAACAGGAAGACUGACAGUGAUAAAGCCUUGAUCUUUGCCACCCUUCAUAACACACAGAGCUGCUGAAGCCUAGAGCUCACCCCUGAUCUGCAGCUAAUUGUGCUGUGUGAGAUGGCGCCCUCUAGUGGGGGGGAAAGGGGUGAGCGAUUUUACUAUAGGGUCAGGUCGGAGAGGGGGAGAAGAUGAAAAUAACCACCAAACUGUGACGAAAGAAAAAGAAAACGUAGAAAGCAGAGAGGAAAGGGGUAUAGGGGAACGCAGUUUAUCUGAGCCAUAGUACCCAUUUGUACGAACUGCCCAGGUAUUGGUACAAAUCCUUCCUGUUCUGUUCCCACCUCCCCUGUGUGCGUUUUUUUGAUGAUAUCACUGAGAUUCCUGUUGUUCACUAUUAUGGUAAUAAAGAUUAUAGAUUCUAA